Molecule: messenger RNA, 1174 nt
Organism: Aphidius gifuensis
Lineage: Eukaryota; Metazoa; Arthropoda; Insecta; Hymenoptera; Braconidae
Product: histone H2B
Exons: 3
Coding region: 9-383 (124 amino acids)
Cellular component (GO): nucleosome
Molecular function (GO): structural constituent of chromatin; protein heterodimerization activity; DNA binding
Source: RefSeq, a predicted model, not a curated record
CUAUCAACAUGCCUCCAAAAGCAAGUGGUAAAGCUGUUAAAAAAGCCGGCAAGGCUCAAAAGAACAUCACCAAGACUGACAAGUCCAAGAGGAGAAAGAAGAGGAAGGAAUCUUACGCAAUCUACAUCUACAAAGUAUUGAAACAAGUUCAUCCAGACACUGGUGUCUCAUCCAAGGCCAUGAGCAUUAUGAACAGUUUCGUCAACGAUAUCUUUGAGCGUAUUGCUGCUGAAGCUUCCCGUCUUGCUCACUACAACAAGAGAUCAACCAUCACCUCCCGGGAAAUCCAGACAGCUGUUCGUCUUCUUCUUCCUGGUGAACUUGCUAAGCAUGCCGUCAGUGAAGGCACCAAGGCUGUCACCAAGUACACUAGCUCCAAGUAAACAACUGGUCAACCGACACAACAUAAACCAAUCGGCCCUUUUCAGGGCCAUCAAAUUUUUAUAGCUGCGAUAAACUUACUCAAUUUUGUGUUACUUACAUUUGUGAUGGGAUAUAUAAAAAUAUAUUUUCGACGAAAAUAAAAUUAAAAAAAAAAAAAAGCAAUAAAGAUUGUCUAUCCACCAUGACGGUAGUAUAGUCAAAUAGUUUUGUGCAACGAGAAACAUGGUAAUACUAGUGAGCAUUAACCUUAAGUCUUAACAGAAACGUGUUGAACAAAAAAAUAAAAUUAAGUGUCAGGAUGUACGAGUUUUAUUUUUGGCAAGUGCAACUAAACAAUACUGUGAAAACAAUAAUUUAAAACUCAUCAUCAUUCAAUAGACGUUAAUCAAGUAGUUAUAAAAAAAAAAGAAAAAACGUGUGCUUGUGAUAAAUAUGAUCCUGAUAUAUUUGUGAUGCUGAUAUUGACUGGAGUGAAAUGAAAAAUUUAGCUGAAGUUAACAACAAUAAUUCAAGAAUCAAGACAUUGCUUCGAUUAGCUCUGUAUCAAGUAUCUACUUUCAACACCAACGUGUUGAAGGUAAUAAUGCUUUUAAGUCUGAUGCACCAUGGCUAUUUAUUUAGACAAAACUAGCUUCCUGAUGCUUUCAACAAGAAGUGCAAUGACUCAAAUAUCAAACUGUACCAAGGUGUACUGUUAAAAAUGGUGUAACAAGAUACUUUGUAUAGAUUAUACAGAUGUCAAUCCACUUGUUAUAGGAGCAAUGAUUCCAGAAAAAUUUAAAUCACAAUC